CUUCUACGCCCUCAUCCGAUAUCUGAAGGAGUCUCGGGAUGUUAUCUUUAACUUCGUUUGUCGAACCCUUAUGUUCUCGAAAGACGGCGUUCAGGAAAUCGAACUCGAAGACUUCCCAUAUGACUCCAUUCGCUCCCCUAUAUGGUGUCUCAUAGAUAAUUAUGGCGAGAGCGUCCUCUGCUACAGUUUAUCAGCCACCUAUACUCGCUUCAUCACGGUCAGACGAGCUGUAUUCCAGCUGGGCCAAAAGGAAGUAUGCUUCUCGGCUCCUUAUGAAUCCUUGGUGCGACGAGGAAAUUUCCAUAGGGGCAGAGCUUUUAAGUCACGACCAAGCCACGCUCGUCCUGUAUCAAUCGCUAUUGCCCAAAGUUUUGAACUCUUGCGGGCCUAUCAUACGGGACACUUAUAGUUGUCUCAUAUUCCAAGGAUCGAGUACUAUUAUAGACCGUAUCUAUGGUCCUCGUCUACGAGUUUCUAGUCCUGCUUCUCUCGCUCAAGUACUCACUACUUUUUACUGCUCUACAUGGGACAAUAUUUAUACGCCCUGCUCUUCGGCUUUAAUGUUUCGUCGACCGGCUGCAACUGCCGGAGGGAGCGACGAAGUGUAUCUGGACUUCCGCUCCCCUCGUCUUGCACAAGAAGUGUGGGACCAACUUAUUCAUCUCGGGUACGAAGAUGCGCUGGCCUGCUUCUCCCCUUUUAGAUAUAACCCCGCUGAAACUGUCGCUGGCCAAUGGCUGUUUCAAGUCAUUGCUCGCAAACAGAUAUGCCGGGAAAUGACGCAAUCAAAAAAUUUGCCUCCUCUUCAGGAAAUGCGUCUGUGCGAGGGGACAAGGAACGACCUUUAUCGACGCUAAGAUUCGUAAUCAUCACUGUUUUCCCAUCAGUGGCGCCAAAAAGGCACCAGUC
Molecule: messenger RNA, 909 nt
Organism: Guyanagaster necrorhizus
Lineage: Eukaryota; Fungi; Basidiomycota; Agaricomycetes; Agaricales; Physalacriaceae
Exons: 2
Coding region: 162-857 (231 amino acids)
Source: RefSeq, a predicted model, not a curated record